UUCUUUGAUGGUAUCAGAACUGCUUUGAAGAGUUUCCUUGAAAAACAAAGCUCCCCAGAUUGCAUUCCUGGGGGCUGUCAAAGAAACUGUAAGCCUUUAAUAAGCCCUCCAGCACCUCUGGUAUCUGGAUACUCGGGGGACUUGGAGAAUCCUUACGUCUCUAUUUUUUGGUUUGCCUUUUUCCUGGGACCGCCGGGACGCAGCGAUCCACUUCGAUAUUGAAACUGUGCCAAGGCUAAGGCUUAGGUGGAAACAAAUGGAAUAUAUCCUUGUCACUGACCCGGCUUUGCCAGCAUGCCCCCUCAUCAUCCCAAGUGCCCCUGUGGGCUUCCUCCCACCUGCCUGCCUGCUUCCUUUACAAGAGGCUAAGCCGACACCACGCGAGUGUGUACGCGCUGGGGACGGAGCCACUGAAGCGAAGCCCUGUCGGAGGAGUUUCGGGCGGGAGUGGGAACGGCUGGGCGUGGGGUCAGCAACGGCGCCACCCGGCAGGGUGGGGGGAGCCAGGCUUGUCAGAGCCAGAGCGCGUCACCGUCGCCGCAAGAGACGCCGCGCUGCCCAAUUGGCAGAGGCGCUCCCUAGCAGCCUGGUGGGAGCAGAGAUAUAAAAGUGCUCCAACAAACCCGGAGCUGGCGUGCCGACCGCGGGCUGGUGGCGGACGGCGCGGUGCUCCGGGGGUCCGGGCUCCCUGGCUCCUCGGGACGGCCUUGCAUGCUCUGCGCCCCGCAUCCCUGCUGCGCGCUCCUAGCCCAGCGGGAGGGGACGCCCGGCCCGCAGGCUCCCAGGGGAGGGGUGGCUCCUGCAAAAUGGUCCCUCACCUCUUGCUGCUCUGUCUCCUCCCCUUGGUGCGAGCCACCGAGCCCCACGAGGGCCGGGCCGACGAGCAGAGCCUGGAGGCGGCCCUGGCCGUGCCCAAUGCCUCGCACUUCUUCUCCUGGAACAACUACACCUUCUCCGACUGGCAGAACUUUGUGGGCAGGAGGCGCUACGGUGCGGAGUCCCAGAACCCCACGGUGAAAGCCCUGCUCAUCGUGGCUUACUCCUUCAUCAUUGUCUUCUCACUCUUUGGCAACGUCCUGGUCUGUCAUGUCAUCUUCAAGAACCAGCGAAUGCACUCGGCCACCAGCCUCUUCAUCGUCAACCUGGCAGUUGCCGACAUAAUGAUCACGCUGCUCAACACCCCCUUCACCUUGGUUCGCUUUGUGAACAGCACAUGGAUAUUUGGGAAGGGCAUGUGCCAUGUCAGCCGCUUUGCCCAGUACUGCUCACUGCACGUCUCAGCACUGACGCUGACAGCCAUUGCGGUGGAUCGCCACCAGGUCAUUAUGCAUCCCUUGAAACCCCGGAUCUCAAUCACAAAGGGUAUCAUCUACAUCGCUGUCAUCUGGACCAUGGCUACGUUCUUUUCACUCCCACAUGCUAUCUGCCAGAAAUUAUUUACCUUCAAAUACAGUGAGGACAUUGUGCGCUCCCUCUGCCUGCCAGAUUUCCCUGAGCCAGCUGACCUCUUCUGGAAGUACCUGGACUUGGCCACCUUCAUCCUGCUCUAUAUCCUGCCCCUCCUCAUCAUCUCUGUGGCCUACGCUCGUGUGGCCAGGAAACUGUGGCUGUGUAACAUGAUUGGCGAUGUGACCACGGAGCAGUACCUUGCCCUGCGGCGCAAAAAGAAGAAGACCAUCAAGAUGUUGAUGCUGGUGGUGGUCCUUUUCGCCCUCUGCUGGUUCCCCCUCAACUGCUACGUCCUCCUCCUGUCCAGCAAGGUCAUCCGUACCAACAAUGCCCUCUACUUUGCUUUCCACUGGUUUGCCAUGAGUAGCACCUGCUAUAACCCCUUCAUAUACUGCUGGCUGAACGAGAACUUCAGGAUUGAGCUAAAGGCAUUACUAAGCAUGUGCCAAAGACCUCCCAAGACUCAGGAGGACAGGCCACCCUCCCCGGUUCCUUCCUUCAGGGUGGCCUGGACAGAGAAGAAUGAUGGCCAGAGGGCUCCCCUUGCCAAUAACCUCCUGCCCACCUCCCAACUCCAGUCUGGGAAGACAGACCUGUCAUCUGUGGAACCCAUUGUGACUAUGAGUUAGAGGAGGUUGGGAAGAGGGAGUGGGAGGGGUCUGUCUCUACCUGAGGCAGGGAAAGAGAGCCUAUUCUCACACAUGAUCUUCAGAGUGCUGGAAACACACUCCUGCAGAAGCUGUAGGACUCUUGAAUCCCUUGGAAACUAUCCAGCCUCCUAGCCCCAUGUGAUGUGAAAACUAAAAGGCACCACCAACUAGACAUGUGUUCAUAAAUUCUCAUCUAAGAAACACUGGGAGGCACAGCAGCCUAGAUCUCUGAGGAAGAGGAGCGAGGAUAACUUUGGCCCAGAUGGGGGCUGAAUCAUUCAACUGCCUCCAUCUAUGGGGCAGCUGCUGCCUUACAGCCCUUCCUACUGCUGAGCAUCCCGAAGGGAGACCUAAAUCAUACUUUGGGUGUGGUGACCCAGAUGCACAGAGCUCUGCUUGAAACAGGUACACGGGCCAGGGAAAUGCCAGCAAGCCAGAGCGGGCGUGGAGAUUUUUAUGCCUCACUUUCUGGAGUCACUGGGCCAUGAUGAAUCGUAAGUCUUCAGUGGCCUAGCAAUAUCCAGACAAGAAAGGACAAACUUUGGUUCCUUAAAACAAAGGGAAAUUAUUAUUGCCACUUAGAAAAAUUCAGAAAACACACACACACACACACAUACACACAAACAAAAUCACUCUCUUAUCCCAUCCAUUUGUGAUAACAUCUGUGAACAUGCUGUGGCUCUAUUUGCAAUGUUUUCCUUUGUGUGUGUGACUGUGUGCAUGACCUUUUUUUUUCUUUUUUUUUUUUGAGAUGGAGUCUCACUCUGUCACCCAGGUUGGAGUUCAGUGGCAUGAUCUCGGCUCACUGCAAGCUCUGCCUCCCAGGUUCAUGCCAUUCUCCUGCCUCAGCCUCCCAAGUAGCUGGGACUACAGGCACCCGCCACCAUGCCUGGCUAAUCUUUUGUACUUUUAGUAGAGACGGGGUUUCACCGUGUUAGCCAGGAUGGUCUCGAUCUCCUGACCUCGUGAUCCGCCUGCCUAGGCCUCCCAAAGUGUUGGGAUUACCGGCAUGAGCCACUGCGCCCGGCCCUUUUUUUCAUUUAUACUUUUUCAUUUAGGUUCUAAUGAUUAACAGAAACAGGGGUACCUUUCCCAAGGAUGUCCACCAGAAGAGUUGAAGAAGAGGUGAGAAGAACCCAAGGUGAAGCCUGUCACCACGCAGAGAGAACUGCCCCCUAUUGUAGACAGUGGUGGGAAGGGCCUGGCUCACAUGCCCCUCCUUAGAGGCAGCCUCAAGAUGAACCAGGGAAUCAAACUCAACCAGGAGACAUGAUUGCUUCUCUCCUGCAAUUCCACAAAAACAAGUGGUCAUGAAACAUUGUUCUGUUUUCACAAGAGAUGAAGGAGCAGGCUUUCCAAUAUGCUGGAAGUAAUUGUGCUUAGACACCUCAUCCUCCCAAGCUGUCUAGAAAGGCCAUUUCGCUGUGUUGUCUGAAUAAUGAGGGUUUUGUCACACCAUUUCUCAAAAGGAGAUUCGCUGUCAACAUCAUUUUAGUGGUUCAGGUGUCAAUUUCACUUACAGAAACCUAUGCCUCCUUAAGAAACCUCAAUUUUUAAGGGUCUAACGUGUCAGAGAAAUCUCAUUCCAGGGACUGAUUGUUUUUAAUCACCUUCCGUCUGGUCCUGAGUGACUUACUGUGUCACCCAGAAAAGAGACCUGUCAGGCAGAAUCAAGCUUAAUUCACCUGCUCUAAACAAUUGCUACUGACACACUGCUUUUAGGUUUUCUUCUAGCACCAGAUAAACUCUGAAAACAAAGCAUGGAUAUGAGCUCAGUAGGAAACUAAGGUUUGAGGGAGAGUUUGUCACUUAGACCUCUUGGCUGUUAACUGAAACUGAACUUGGUCACGUCAUCUGUUUCCCUGUAAUGAACUAUGAGGGUUCUUUAUCCUAGUUUCUAUUUAUGAAGAUGGUUGAAAAUUUUCAAGACAAGAUUUUGAAAACUCACUUACUGAAUUGUGGGCAAAACCGUGACUUUCAUUGGGCAGACAGAGUCUUCUAAGCCCACAGGGAUCCCCAGAUGGAUUUUUCAGCACAAAUGCCUCAUGUGCCUGUACUUAUUAUCUCUGUUGUGUGUCAAGAAGUAGCUAACGGUUUCAUCUGAGAGCUGCCAUAGAAAUUCUAUGAACCAGAAUGAGACAAGGCAGCAGGCACACAGAAGGUUUAUCCUGCUCUGGGAAGCAUGGAGGAUGUUGCACUUCACUCCUCUCUGAGGGUGUCUAGGAAUACAGAAGCUCCUUGACUUACAUCUCAAUAAACCCAUUGUAAGUCCAAAAUAUUGGAAGUCAAAAAUGCGUUGAAUAAACCCAACCUACUGAACAUUGUAGCUUAGCCAAGCCUACCUUAAAUGUUCUGAGAACACUUACAUUAGCCUACAGUUGGGAAAAAUCAUUUAACACAAAGCCUAUCUUGUAAUGAAGUAUUGAAUAUCUCAUGUAAUUUAUUGAAUCCUGUACUCAAAGUGAAAACCAGAGUGGUUGUAUGGAUAUGCGAAGUAUGGUUUCUACUGAAUGUGUAUUGCAUUCACAUCAUCAUAAAAUUUUAAAAAAUCCUAAGUUGAACCAUUGUUAGGGACCUUCAGUACUGCCAAGUCCCAAAGAAAACCUUUUUCCUCUGGGGAGCACCCACUGAUGGCUCAUUAGAUCUGUCCCUUCCCCGAGGUCCCUGUGUGCCUUUGAGCAAAAAGUGACUUGUGUUUGUGAAGGUAAAAUUUGUGAAACUUGAGUUUUUCCAACGUGCUGUAAAGUGUUUUAUUGUAAAUUGCUCAUCUCAAUAAAAUUUACUUCAGGUGUGUGGACUGUGCCUCUUGGACUUGCAAUUAUGUCACAACUGGUAACCUUUAAAAUGGGGUCAGCAGGGAUUAGAGGAAGGGAGCAUGAAGAGUAUCUACUCAACCCUGCAUUUUACAG
Symphalangus syndactylus (siamang) is the source of this 5008-nucleotide messenger RNA. RefSeq names its product G protein-coupled receptor 83 (gene GPR83). NCBI's taxonomy places the organism in Eukaryota, Metazoa, Chordata, Mammalia, Primates, Hylobatidae. Gene Ontology annotation, molecular function: neuropeptide Y receptor activity. Gene Ontology annotation, biological process: neuropeptide signaling pathway. Gene Ontology annotation, cellular component: plasma membrane. The record is from RefSeq and is a predicted model, not a curated record.